UCCACUAUCCAGUGCUUUGCUGAUCAGACUGCAGUUGUAUUUGGGGGAAGUUGGCAGCUGGCGGCUCACGGCGUAAGGCUUUCCUCUCUCUCCGGCGCUUGGACAGUGGAAUUAUGAGCAGAGCUGACCCAGCCUCUAUCACCCUGUCUUGAAUCCGUUUCUGUUUCACACCGAGAGAAAUUGAACCGACCAUGGACAUUGGAGUCCGCAUCCUCUUGGCUUUCCUCGUCCCUCAGGUUGCCCGUGUGGGUGGCCAAGAGGAUGGAGGCCAUGAGGGCUGUGUACCUGGCUUCCAGGUCAAACACUACCAAGUGGUGUACAGUGGACCUUUCCAGAAAGGUCAGGCGCUUCUACAAGUCGAGUUUGAUGACUGUGCAGGGAAUGAGGACGUGAAGUUUGAGGUGUCCGACCCCAGCUUUCACGUGGACGGAGAUCUGAAUCUGGCUCCUCAGCGAGAUGUCCAGUACACCAGUCCAGUCAUGUUCAUCCACGGGCUCAGUGCACAUGCAGAUGACAUGGCACAGGUGGAAGUCAGUGGACUGCCAAUUCAGUCGCCGCACAAUCUCAGGGACAUCCUGGGUCUUGGCCAGACGCUGCCAUACAGAUCUAAGAGAUCCCUGCUGGUCCCUCCUAUGAUCAUAACUGAGAACCAGAGAGCUCCCUUCCCCAGGAUCAUUGGCAAGUCUCAUGUGAUUUCAACAGAGAAGUCAGGGAACCAUAUCUUCCGACUGACAGGCCCCGGUGCUGACCAGGAUCCCAAAGGUCUCUUCACCAUUGACAUAGACACAGGAGACGUGUCAGUCAGCCGCUCACUGGACCGAGAGGCCAUUGAAUCCUACCAGCUGGAAGUUUCAACCACAGACGAAGCUGGAAAUGUUGUCGAGGGACCGGCCACACUAGUGAUCACUGUCAUUGACCAAAAUGACAACCGGCCCAUCUUCAAAGAGACACGCUACACAGGAGAAGUGCUCGAGGGAUCCCCUACAGGAACCACAGUGAUGACAAUGAUGGCGUUCGAUGCCGACGACCCAGCUACGGAUAACGCAGCACUGCGCUACAACAUUGUCAGGCAGUCACCAAACAAUCCUGUCUUGAACAUGUUCUCCAUUGAUGCUGAAAGAGGCGACAUUGUCACCGCCAUCCCCCCUGCCUUGCUUGACAGAGAGACACUGCCAACCACAACAUACGAGCUAGAGAUUGUGGCCAAGGACAUGGCAGGAAGUGAGGUGGGCCUAACAGGAACAGCCACGGCUACCAUUACCAUCACAGACAAGAACGACCAUGCCCCUGAGUUCACACAUCCGCUGUUUGAGGCAUAUGUGAAUGAGGGCUCGACGGGUGUGGUGGUCAACCUGACAGUAGACGACAGAGAUGACCCAGACACGGGAGCGGGGAGAGCUAUCUACUCUAUAAUUGAUGGUGAUCCCACACAGAGCUUUGAGAUCCAGACCAACCCAGAUAAUAACGAGGGAAUGCUCUCUGUUGUCAAGCCUCUGGACUAUGAGGCCAUGUCACUCCACACACUAUUCAUCAAAGUAGAGAACGAGGAUCCUCUGGUUCCUGAUGUUGGCUAUGGCCCCAGCUCCACAGCCACUGUCCACGUCAAAGUCCUAGACAUCAACGAGGGCCCUGUCUUCUUUCCCGACCCACUGAAAGUCACCUGGAUGGAAAACAUUCCUGUGGGCAGCUUCGUGGCAUCACUCAAUGCUACAGAUCCAGACAUCAAAAACAGGCAUAGCAUCAGGUAUGCUGUUCUGCAAGACCCAGCAGGCUGGCUGAGUGUGAACCCAGUCAGAGGAACUGUCAACACUUCAGCCUCUCUGGACCGUGAGUCUCCUUAUGUCCAUGACAAUAAAUACACAGCUGUCUUCAUCGCCACAGACGACGGCAACCCACCAGCCACAGGUACCGGCACAUUGGUCAUUUACCUGGAAGACUACAAUGACAAUGCCCCCUAUGUGGUACCAUCAGUUGCACGAGUGUGCGAAGACGCCCAUGAUAUGAAUGUGGCUAUAGUUGGGGGACGGGACAAGGACCUACCACCCAACUCUGCACCAUUUAAGAUAGAACUGGGAAAACAGCUAGGCCUUGAUAAAACAUGGAAGGUUACCAGAGUCAACUCCACACACUCCCAAAUCAUGCUUUUGCACAGUCUGAAGAAAGCCAACUACCAGCUCCCAUUGCUCAUCACUGACUCAGGGGUGCCGCCUUUGUCCAACAGCACAGAGGUCAAAGUUCAGGUGUGCGUCUGUAAGAAGAACAAGAUGCACUGCAGCUCUGCGCACUCCCACCGCGCCAGCCUUCUUGUGCUGCUCGCGACACUCCUGCUCGCCCUACUCUGCCUGUAGAUUCUGCUGAAACCGCCCGUAGUCCUUUUUGCAACACUGAAAAGCAACGACUUAUCUCCCCCACGCAACCCAGGCUUAGGAGAGAAGAAGAAGAAGAAGAAGAAGAAGACGAAAAAGAAGAUGAAGAAGCGAGAAGAAGCCUUCUCACCACAACAAAUCAAAGAUGAAAAUACACACAAUCCCCACCGGCACAACACCACUCGGCAUUUUUUUGUAAAGUUUCUCACUUAUCUCUCUUGCCACUCUCGUCUCCUUCUCUUCAUCUUUACUUUCCGUGCUGCAUCUGUCCUGCCCCACUCCAGUCCACUCUCAUCUCAUCUCCCCAUGUUCUCCCGACUCUAUUUGACUCUCUUUGACUUUUUUCUCUAUCUUUCCUCUCCCCUGUACACUUCCUCCACAGUCAUCAAUUAUUCCAUUUGUUUCUUUGCACUUUUCAUUGUAUUCCAUUUUGGCACCGCACCAUUACACUGGCAGACAAACACUGGGUGCCACAUCCGUAGGAGAUACUUGAAACAUGUAUAUUGAUAUUGUAAGAAAACAAAAGCUAUAAAUCAAUUUCAUCUUGGAUCUCACCUCAAUCCUUUGGUCCUUUUCCUCAGUUCAUCUGAACCUCUCACUCAAUCUACAGCAUUCCUUUCCUCCCCUUUUCCUCUUUCUUAUCAUAGCUACCUCUAUUCCUCUGUUGUCUUUUCCCCUCUUUCACCAUCCCCUUGCAUAGACAUUGUCCCACUAUCUAUCUGCCUCUCCUCCCCUGUCCCCCCUUCUAUCUUAUCGACCUCUCUCUGUCUCUUGGUGGGCCAGUGAACACUGCGAAGGCUGAGCUACUGUCCUGGUCGGGGAAGAGCAUUGACUUUUUGAUGUGUUCCUUUCUUUUCUCGUCACAGACUGUGUUUGAUCUUGUUUCCCUCUUUAAGCGGAGAGAACAAAGCCUGUUUCUUUGUCUGCAGUGGUUGUGGUCUUUUAGGGCAAGGUGGUAGCCAUAAGCCUUCAAAGUCAGAAACUCUCUGGAGUCCUUUCUUCGAUUUGCUUCUGUUUUUAUUGCAUUAGUUGUCAUGGAGUGGAAAACAGUAUAUCUUUAUAGUAACGGUGUAAACCUUAAAAAAAAGUACUAUUAUAUAAAUAUUUUAUUUUUUACCAUUGUAUAAAUAUACAGUAUUGAUUAACUUAUGUACUUUGAUUGCAAGUUUUUUGGUCACCCACACAGUGAGUAAAUAAAAAAGAGGAAACCUUUUUUCUGUGGAUUUUAGGCACUAUUUCUAAUGCUAUUGAUGUGUUGACUAUUUUAUUGUAACAUCUUUUUUUGUUUUGUUCAUUUUUUUAUUAUUAUUUUUGAGAUCUGUGAUAAAUUGCAGAAUCAGGAGUCUUGCUUUGAUGACUGCCAUGUGUUUAGGUUCGAUUUUGUCUCCAGUCAAUUCUGCCCUCUCCUGUUCUCUCUCCAUCUGUCAUAAACAAGUCACAAGAAGACGUGUAAGAAGAAAACAAAGGCUGUGGUUUUGGUGGAUAGUUUCGCUUUUUUCUCUUGUGCUCAUCAAAAGAACGUAGCGUGUGUGGGUUUGUGUGGAAGACCACCUUAAAGAAAAAGAUGACAUUUUGAAUGAGUUAUGUCUGUCUUUUGCACUAAUUUAAUAAAGCCGUUACUGA
Messenger RNA from Morone saxatilis (striped sea-bass), 3989 nucleotides. It is a transcript of the gene cdh13, whose product is annotated as cadherin 13, H-cadherin (heart). The coding region runs from base 192 to 2348 and encodes 718 amino acids. Gene Ontology annotation, molecular function: calcium ion binding; cadherin binding. Lineage: Eukaryota; Metazoa; Chordata; Actinopteri; Moronidae. The record is from RefSeq and is a predicted model, not a curated record. The transcript is spliced from 15 exons. Gene Ontology annotation, biological process: multicellular organism development; homophilic cell-cell adhesion; cell-cell junction assembly. Gene Ontology annotation, cellular component: plasma membrane; adherens junction; catenin complex.